Racocetra persica is the source of this 1209-nucleotide messenger RNA. The record is from the annotation of a GenBank genome assembly. Lineage: Eukaryota; Fungi; Glomeromycota; Glomeromycetes; Diversisporales; Gigasporaceae.
AUGUCUUCUUGUGAUCACUGUAAAAAACGUUUUAUAGGAUACCCGGAAACGUUCUGUAGAAGAAAAUUUAGACCUCAGCAAGAAUGUGAAAACCCGGCCAUUCGGGAAUUUCUUCAAGAUAUCCAAGAAAACUCAGCAUUUUGUAAUAAUUUUAUCGAUUGGGUCCCAGAUUCUGAUGUAAAUUAUGAAAAGUCACAUAGAAGGAAUGAAUUUUCAGAGAUAUUUCUGGGAAAAUGGAUGCCACUAUCGAGUCUAAAUAUUGUUCUUAAAGUUUUAAGAGAUUCACGAAAUAUUGACCAUAAGUUUCUUAAUGAGUUCAGAAUACAUCAUCAAUGCCUUGGAAAAUGUGCUAUACCUUUUUAUGGGUUAACAUUAUAUAAGAAAACUCUGGAUUAUGCAAUGAUAAUGAAGCGUGCUGUUCAUGGUGAUUUAUGCAACUAUAUUCAUACUCAUAAAUUUAAACUCUCAUGGACAGAAAGAAUAAAAAUACUUGUCAAUAUUACAGAGGAUUUAGAGCAUCUUCAUAAUCUAAAUUUGGUUCAUCAUGAUUUUCACUGUAAAAAUAUUCUUGUUGAUGAAGAAGAUAAAAUAUUUAUUUGUGAUUUUGGGCUCUCUUGUGCUAUAAAUUCACAAACAGUUCAUGACGUUAAUUUGGCUCUUAAGAUUGUAAUGGGCGGUCGUCCUGAAAUCACUAAUGAUACCCCAGAACCUUAUAAAGUUGUAAUGGAAAAAUGCUGGGAUAAUGAUCCAUUAAAAAGGCCAGAAACAUCAGAAUUAUUACAGAUAUUUAGCGAUAUGCCAAAUGAUUUGCGACAGAAUAUAGAAACUAUUCAAAGUUUUAGAUCCAAUGACGAACAAGAUACUCCCGUUGCUGAUAAUCCAACAAGCAUAAAUAUGGACUAUCAAACAAGACAGUUUGAUAUUGACAUAAGGCUAGACAGUGAUUCUGACAUGUAUGAACAGGAAUCAGUACGAAAUAAUGAAUAUAAUGUUUGGCAAUCAUUAGAAUCCUUAUCAGACGAUUUCUUUAACUUGCCAACUAGAUCAUUUUUGGUAGAAUCUUUAAUACAUUUAUCCUUAUCUUCGUCAUCUGAUGACAUGCCAACUAUAUGUGAUCAAGUACCAUCUCUUUUGGAUCUAUCUAACCUUUUUGCUGUGAUAAGCGAUAUUUCUAAUCCAGAUGUGCAAAAUGAACUUUCAGAGAAAUGA